UCUCUCCCCCCAACCACUCACACUGCUCCGCCCGUCCUCCCCGCAAUGUCCACGGCAGUUGCCACCAUGUCCUACCACCAUACGCACUCGUCGUUGCCGACGCCGCCGCACUCCCCGCCUCCCGUCGACCCCAUGUGCACCGCCGUCCACCUCCUCGACUCCCUCCAAGCCUUCUACCAUCGCGAGCGCACUUGGGUCCUCCACACCCGCGCAGAGCUCGAGGAGAAGCUCAUCGAGGGCCCCGGCGCAUCCACUCUCGCCGAUCCCGCAUCCAUAGAGUCCGACUCUUCCGCCUACUCUUCUGCCGAGUCAUCAGCAGGGACGAACGAGUCCACGCCACCGCAGCCCAUGCACGCCGCACUGGGUGGUGUCAAGCCAGAGCCCGUCGAAGCACAGCUUCCGAGCAAAGACCACCACAACAAACACACCCGCUGGAAUCGGCGAAAGAACGGCCUGAAGCUCAAGCUCGAGGGCAUCAGCCCUAAGAGCAGACGGAGAUUUGUCAGGUCCGCGCGCGACCGGGGAAUAUCCGAGCCUGGUGCUCAGUUGCUCGAAAUGUUCGGCGACCUCGUCGACGCUCGCAUGGAGAGUUGCCAGCGGAUCACAAGACUCAUCCGCUCCUCCAACAGUUCCAAUCUGUUGACCCAUUAGAUUCCUUUCCCCAAGUAUCAUUAUUAUUGGAGUAUAUCUGGACGUAUAUAUGGAUAUGCAUCUAUGGGAGAGCACGACUGGCCCGGUUGGGAUGUAGAGGAUGGGGUUGUGCGAUAGUCCCCAAGGAUCUUCUAUAUCUGGUCUUCCACGAAGACAUAACCGCGAUACCUGCCGUGGUAAAAACACCUCGCAUUACGCAUACUUGUAACUUUAGUCUGACGCAACCUGGGAAUGUACGAUACCAUUGCAUCAUGAGAGUGUUCUGAGAUACCCUCGAUAUUUCC
Molecule: messenger RNA, 935 nt
Organism: Gloeophyllum trabeum ATCC 11539
Lineage: Eukaryota; Fungi; Basidiomycota; Agaricomycetes; Gloeophyllales; Gloeophyllaceae
Exons: 2
Coding region: 46-651 (201 amino acids)
Source: RefSeq, a predicted model, not a curated record